Zingiber officinale is the source of this 2722-nucleotide messenger RNA. Its product is annotated as phosphoacetylglucosamine mutase-like. Gene Ontology annotation, molecular function: magnesium ion binding; phosphoacetylglucosamine mutase activity. Gene Ontology annotation, biological process: UDP-N-acetylglucosamine biosynthetic process; carbohydrate metabolic process. Bases 754 to 2433 code for a protein of 559 amino acids. The record is from RefSeq and is a predicted model, not a curated record. NCBI's taxonomy places the organism in Eukaryota, Viridiplantae, Streptophyta, Magnoliopsida, Zingiberales, Zingiberaceae. The transcript is spliced from 11 exons.
UUCUCCUUUCAUCAGUAUUUCGCCCGAGCCCCCAUUUCUCUCUCUAUUCCCUUCUCCCUCGCGUCUGCACCGCCGUCUCCCAUCGCCGACGCCGACCCCGACCCCUCUCGUCGCCCUCUUUCUCCACCGAUCCACCGCCAUCUCCUCGCCGCCUUCCUCUUCACGCACGCGCGACGCCCCCUGCGGCCGUCGCCGCGCCCCCACCGGCGGCGCUCCGAUUCCCUGCCGCCGCUUCCACCUGCCUCGAUCGCGCCCCAUCACCGGGAUCCAUUCCAACAACGCCUCCGCCGUGCCGACGCCUCCCCAUUGCUCCGGCCAGCAGCCUUCCUCUUCCUUUUUGCGUGCCCGACACACACGCGCGCCGUGAGCCCUAACCUCAAUCCAUCGCUGCCUUUCCUCUACUCCGGCCUCCGCAUCCCCUGCGGUCAGACGCAGCCGGCUAUCUGUGGCCACCACAGCCGGUUCGGGCCCACUGGUUCUUCUACCGGCAGCCCAACUCACUGCUGACCAUCUGCCAGCCCCACCUCUGCGGCUGCUUGUCUUUCCUUCAUGACAGAAGGUGGCGAUUAGUGGACUAGUGGACGAUCAGACCUUUGGAGCUGAACCGCCGCUUGUCCCCGCUGUGAAUCAUUGCUGGAGAAGAAGUGGCCGAACGGUUUCUGAUUCGAAAUAGAAGCUCAGAGGACAUUCAACACGAUCCACAUUUGAGGCGGGCAUUUUUUUUCCUUGCUCUCAUAAAUUUGCUACAUAGAAAUGACACAUGAGAAGCAACACCCUAUUCUUCUCGAUUAUGUCCGUCAGUAUCCGCUUCCUCAUGGCGUGCGAUUCACAUAUGGAACUGCUGGAUUUCGUUCAGAGGGGUCGAUAUUGGCUUCGACUGUCUUUCGAGCUGGCAUUUUGGCAGCAUUGAGGUCACUCAAGACUGGAUCCACAGUUGGCCUGAUGCUUACCGCUUCCCACAAUCCCAUCUCAGACAAUGGUGUGAAGAUUGCUGAUCCUGACGGUGGGAUGAUGAUACAACAGUGGGAGCCAUUUGCUGAUGCCCUUGUCAAUGCCCCAGACCCUGAUCAUUUACUCCAAUUGGUUGUCCAGUUUGUUAAGGAGGAGAACAUACCAUUUGGUGGAGGACAAUCGGCCAACAUAUUGUUAGGAAGAGAUACAAGACCAAGUGGAGAUGCUCUCCUGGAAGCUGCAAAACAGGGGAUCAAUUCUGUAGUUGGUGCUGUUGCGAUUGACAUGGGUAUCUUGACAACGCCACAACUUCAUUGGAUGGUUAGAAACAUAAAUAAGGGCACGAGGUCAUCAGAGUCAGAUUACAUGGAGCAAUUAGCCAAAUCUUUUAGGUGCCUAGUGGACCUGGCUCCUGAUAAUACUAUGGAAUCCAAACUGGUGGUAGAUGGAGCAAACGGUGUUGGUGGAGAAAAACUUCAACAGCUGAAGAAAAUUUUGAGUGGGCUGGAUAUUUGUGUCAGAAAUACAGGUAAGGAAGGAGAAGGGUUGCUUAAUGAAGGUUGUGGCGCCGAUUACGUGCAGAAGGAGAAAGCUAUUCCAUCUAACUUUGGUCUUGAUGAUGUAGGAAUGAAGUGUGCUAGUCUGGAUGGGGAUGGUGAUCGUCUUGUGUACUUUAUACCAUCAGCAAGCAGCAAAAAUGUGGAUCUCAUUGACGGAGAUAAGAUAUUAACCCUAUUUGCUUUGUUUAUUAAGGAACAACUAGAUUUCCUCUACAAUGAACAAGGUUUAGAUAAUAAAGAAGCAGUAAGUCUUGGUGUUGUUCAGACAGCAUAUGCAAAUGGUGCCUCAACCGCUUAUCUUAAGCAGUUAGGUCUAGAGGUGGUGCUUGCUCCUACUGGUGUAAAAUAUCUACACAAGGAAGCUGCAACAUUUGACGUUGGAAUCUAUUUUGAGGCCAAUGGGCAUGGAACAAUACUCUUCUCAGAAAAGUUUCUCUCCCAUUUGCAGGCUAGGAGUGAUGAACUUUCUUCUACUGCUUCAGGUUCUGAAAGCCACAAGUCUGGUUUAAGAUUGUUGGAGGUCAGCCGGUUGAUCAAUCAAGCAGUAGGUGAUGCUCUUAGUGGAUUGCUCUUGGUAGAAGCUGUGUUACAAUACAAGGGAUGGUCAAUCAAAGCAUGGAAUGAGCUUUAUCAAGAUCUGCCUAGUAGACAGCUAAAGGCCAAAGUUGCCGACCGAAAUGCUGUAGUUACUGCAAAUGCAGAAACUAAGGUUGUCAAGCCACCAGGCCUACAAGAGUUAAUAGAUGAGGAAACAGCUAAGUACCCCUGUGGACGAUGUUUCGUUCGGCCUUCUGGUACAGAGGACGUAGUUCGUGUAUAUGCUGAGGCAUCCACACAAGAAGCAGCUGAUAGUCUUGCCCAAUCUGCAGUUCAACUUGUUGAUCGUUUCCUUGGGUUUGCCGGCUCCCACCAGAAGGCUUGAACAGCGAAUCAGAAGCCUUUUUUUAUACUCAAACUAGUCUUAUCAUCAGACUGAGAAGUGGUAAUUUAGAGUUCAUAUUUGUUAAUUGCCUAUUUUUUCCCUCAAAAAAUAAGGUUCUUCUAGUUACUAAUCCUUUGCUAUUCGGCCUACUUUCUUGUUUGCAAUUACAUAUCUGAAGUUAAACACUUCGUUAUUUAAUUUGAGAAGACAAAGGAAUGUCGGAUGGUUAAUCCGUCUGUUGUAUCGAACCAUUUCUCAGACAAAGCUUUGUUGGUUAUGUUCUGAUUGA